Molecule: messenger RNA, 366 nt
Organism: Morchella importuna
Lineage: Eukaryota; Fungi; Ascomycota; Pezizomycetes; Pezizales; Morchellaceae
Exons: 1
Coding region: 1-366 (121 amino acids)
Source: RefSeq, a predicted model, not a curated record
AUGUCGUCCAUGUCACUCACCCCAUCUGUUAAAGAAGCACGUCUAAUCCACUUGAAGGUAAAGCUCAAGACCUACGAAGACCAGCGCGACAAGCAGAACCAUGUGAUAGCUGAGCUGUGGUCGGAGUAUGUCAAGAAGUCUGAGGAGGAGGCUGCGUUGAGAAUAAAGAUUAAUAGCUACGUUAAGGAUAAUACAGAUGAGGGUAAAAGAUUGGAGAAGGAGCUGGAGAGAGUUACCAGGGUGGUGCUGGAGCUGGGGGUGGCGAAGAGUGCGGCGUCGGCAGAGGUAAGGAGGUUGACGAAGAAGAUUGCGGCGAAGAAGAUUAAAAUAGCAGUGGCGAGAAGUCGGUGGUCACCUGCGGCUUGA